AUGGCUGUUGCCACCAAGGCGCCUGUCAAGCUCGCUGGCGGCGGGCUCAAGACAUACUACCAGAACAAGAUCGAGGCGACCGAGCAUGAGAUCACGAAGAAGACACAGAACUUGAGGCGACUGGAAGCGCAGCGCAACACGCUGAACACGCGGGUACGCCUCCUGCGUGAGGAGUUGCAAGUGUUGCAGGAGCCUGGAAGCUAUGUCGGCGAGGUUGUCAAGGUCAUGGGCAAGAAGAAGGUGCUGGUCAAGGUCCAGCCUGAGGGCAAGUACGUUGUCGACUUCUCGCCCGACAUUCCUAUCUCGUCCCUCACGCCCAACCUGCGUGUCGCGCUGCGUGCCGACUCGUACUUACUGCACUCGAUCCUGCCAAACAAGGUCGACCCACUCGUCUCGCUCAUGAUGGUCGAGAAGGUCCCGGACUCGACGUACGAGAUGGUCGGUGGUCUUGACAAGCAGAUCAAGGAGAUCAAGGAGGUCAUCGAGCUGCCUGUAAAGCAUCCGGAGCUGUUCGAGAGCCUCGGUAUCGCCCAGCCCAAGGGUGUCUUGCUCUACGGACCGCCCGGUACCGGCAAGACGCUGCUCGCGCGUGCUGUGGCGCACCACACCGACUGCCGCUUCAUUCGUGUGUCUGGCUCUGAGCUCGUGCAGAAGUACAUCGGUGAGGGUUCGCGGAUGGUGCGCGAGCUGUUCGUCAUGGCGCGGGAGCAUGCGCCGUCGAUCAUCUUCAUGGACGAGAUCGACUCGAUCGGCUCGUCGCGUGGCGGUGAGGGCGGUGGCGGCGGCGACUCGGAGGUGCAGCGUACGAUGAUGGAGCUGUUGAACCAGCUCGACGGAUUCGAGCCGACCAAGAACAUCAAGGUGAUCAUGGCGACGAACCGUAUCGACAUCCUCGACUCGGCGCUGUUACGACCAGGGCGUAUCGACCGUAAGAUCGAGUUCCCCCCACCCAACCCCGAGGCCCGUAUUACCAUUCUUAAGAUCCACUCGCGCAAGAUGUCGCUCCAGAGGGGCAUCAACUUCCGCUCGCUCGCCGAGAAGAUGGGCAACUGCUCAGGUGCCGAGGUGCGUGGUAUCUGCACGGAGGCGGGCAUGUACGCGCUCCGAGAACGCCGCCAGUAUGUUGGCCAGGAAGACUUUGAAAUGGCUGUUGCCAAGGUGCUGAAGCGCGGUGCCGAGACCAACACGAGUGUCGGCAAGCUGUUCAGCUGA
Molecule: messenger RNA, 1212 nt
Organism: Cutaneotrichosporon cavernicola
Lineage: Eukaryota; Fungi; Basidiomycota; Tremellomycetes; Trichosporonales; Trichosporonaceae
Gene: RPT6
Exons: 4
Coding region: 1-1212 (403 amino acids)
Biological process (GO): proteasome-mediated ubiquitin-dependent protein catabolic process
Cellular component (GO): proteasome regulatory particle, base subcomplex
Molecular function (GO): ATP hydrolysis activity; proteasome-activating activity; ATP binding
Source: RefSeq, a predicted model, not a curated record